AUGUCUGUUGAUGCAGUUGGAAGACAAGGUCUAUCACCAUUACAAAAGUGCACCGCCGCUAUUCGUAUGUUGGCGUAUGGAUCACCUGCUGAUAGUGUUGACGAGUACGUUCGAAUUGGUGAAAGUACUGCAAUUGAGUGCUUAAAGAAUUUUGUAGAAGGCUCAAAUAAUGACAUUACUGUGCUAAACCAAUCUCCCGUGUUUAAUGAGGUUUUGCGUGGAGCUGCUCCCAUGGUGAAAUUUAGAGUGAAUGAAACAAUGUAUCACAUGGGAUACUAUCUAGCAGACGGUAUCUAUCCCGAGUGGGGUACAUUUGUGAAGACCAUCCCAAUGCCACAAGGAGAAAAAAAGCAAAAGUUUGCCAAAAGACAAGAAGCAGCAAGAAAGGACGUGGAACGUGCAUUCGGAGUGCUCCAAUCUCGGUUUGCGAUUGUCAAUAAUGACAUAUCGGAUGUUGAAGUAUUAAGCGGUCCUAUUCCCGCUUUUAGAAAUAUGUUGGAAAGGAGAGAACAUCAAAUUGAAAAGUCAAUCCAUCGCCAACUUCAAGCAGACUUGGUGGAGCAUAUCUGGGAGCUUCCUGAAAUCGAUAAUAAUGAAACUUAA
Messenger RNA from Lotus japonicus, 603 nucleotides. RefSeq lists its product as uncharacterized. The transcript is spliced from 3 exons. Lineage: Eukaryota; Viridiplantae; Streptophyta; Magnoliopsida; Fabales; Fabaceae. Bases 1 to 603 code for a protein of 200 amino acids. The record is from RefSeq and is a predicted model, not a curated record.